CUAAUUUUGGUCCGAACUUGGUUGAAACUGGUUUGGAAAAGGAAAGAAACAACAAGGUUACAAUUGGCUACACCACGCGACACUCAAGCGCCCUCUGAGGGGCGCCCAAGCGGAAUGACAUCUUCUUCAGGCAAAAGGAUUAAGACCCUUAGUACCAAAGAAAAGGAAACAAAGAGGAAGGACAAGGAGCAGUUCUACUCAAAGAAGUUCAGAACUCCUGCUCAUGAAAGGUACUUCCCAGCUGUAGAGGGAAGGAGAUUGCUGAUGGAAAGGAAGGUGGCCAACAUACCUUCUUUGGCUCCUCAAUUUGAAAGGGAGCUGAACAAGAGAGACUGGGGCCACCUGGAAACCUACCCCUUUCCUGCCAAUGUAGACAUUGUCAAAGAGUUCUACACAAAUGCAAAAGCAUUGGAAGGAGAGGAUGAGACGUACUUUAGCUACGUAAGAGGUAAGAAGGUUGCCUUUAAUGCCGACACCAUUGACUUUUUUCUUGGUGUAGAGUGGGAAGGGGAGCAAUGUCAGUUUGCCAUGUCCAUGCUAGAAGGAGUUGACUAUAAGGACAUGGAGCGAACCCUAUGUGUGCUUGGAGGGCACUUUUAGAGGAACAGGUAUGGGGCACCCAUUCACAUCACUAGACCUCAUCUAACGCUUUUGGCACAGUAUUGGAUGGCAUUUUCUCUUGCCAACAUUCAGCCAUGCUCCCAUGUAUCAGACAUCACUGUCUAAAGGUUCAUCUUCCUCUAUUGUGUUCUUAGGGGCCUCAGCAUUAAUAUUGGGCAAGUUAUAGCCAAUGAGAUUCAAAGUUGUGCCCGUGGUUUAACCAGCAAGGCACCCCUGGGAUAUCCCUCCUUGGUCACCCAUCUUUGUGAGACUGCUGGUAUUGAUAGUUCUAGGCCACCACGGGAGCGUCCAAGAAAGAAGCUGGAUGCAGCUUACUUUACUCACUAUUGUAUAGUGGAUGAGCCAGACCAGCCAACACCACCACCACAACAGCCUAGGACACACAGGAGAGCACCACCACCAGCCCAGGAGCUAGUCCAUGAUGUCACUCAUUUUCAGAUGCAGGACAUGUAUUAUUCUUUGCUUGAUUCUAGACAGGCGAGCAGGCAUUCUUGAGGACACUGACGUCCACAUUCCUUGAGAGACAGUUCAUGUCUCAGGAUGACUUUGCAACCUAUGUGGCAUGGCCUGUUGAACCAGCACAGGAAAGUGGUAGAGCUGAAGCAGCUGAUAACGGUUUAAAAUACCGUUAUCUGAGAUGUAAUUUUGAUACUAAAUACACCCUUUUUGACUUAGAAACUUGCUUGGAGUCAUGUUUUUUUUUAUUAAGUUGUGUGAAUAAGAGAGUUGAGGUUGAAUUUGAUGAUUUUAUGACUAAUUUCCUUUGUUUUGAUAGAAAAUGAGUUAAUACAGGAAGCAGAGAUGAAGUGCUAAGGAUAUAGAGCUCAGAAAGACCUAGAAAAGCACCAGAAGAGGGAACCGCACGAAGCUUGGGCGACCUAUAGGAGGCUUGAGCAUGGAAACAUCAACACUCGCUGCUCUCGAAGCCUAGGCGAAAUUGGAGGCUCAAGCCUUUCGGAAAUUGACAUCCAUCGCCCGGGCAGUCAAAUUGGUCGCCCGAACGUUGCGUAUUGCUGAUCCGACCCAGUUUUUGCUCUGUUUCGACUCUUUUGGACCGGGCCCUCUUUCUACUCUUUUCCAACUUUAUUUAAAGAACCCAGGCGCUCUAGGUUUUGUAUCUCUGGCUGGAGCAACACAACAACACACUCUUUUACUCUCUAAAGGCGGAUCUGGAGGCGGAAGCUUCUUCUUCUACUUUUAGGGUUUUACUAUCUCAUGUUUUUCCAUUGUACAUCUAGUUUCUCCAUGUUUAUGGGGAACUAAACUCUAUUUGUUGUUGGGGAAUGAUGAAACCUUGUGAACUCUCAUGUAUUUGAAUUGAUUCUUAAUAAUAUAUGCUUUAUUCAUUAAUUGUUAGGGAAUUCAUCUGUUUUAAUGCUUGCUCUAUUCAACUCAUUUAGUUGCAUGAUUUAUGAAUUGCAUGAGUGUCGGGAGGUUCCUUACAAUUUAGGUUCUUGUUGAAUUUUCCCAAGGGUAAUAUAUCUCAGGGAUGAGGGUAUGAGUACUUGGUCGCAUUAAGCUCUUGAUCUCCAGACUUAAUUUUCUAGGAACGCUAGGAAUUGCACGAACUAGGAAUUAAGGCAAGCUUAUUGCGCCAAGGGAUUGGGUUCUAAGUACUUUAGUGAGUGACGUUAACAUUAAUACAUAAAGAGGAAUUCUUGUAUACAUGAGAGGGAACUUUGUGAAAUCUAACCCCAACAACAUAUUCAUCUCAU
Molecule: messenger RNA, 2336 nt
Organism: Vigna angularis (adzuki bean)
Lineage: Eukaryota; Viridiplantae; Streptophyta; Magnoliopsida; Fabales; Fabaceae
Exons: 2
Coding region: 115-600 (161 amino acids)
Source: RefSeq, a predicted model, not a curated record